Fragaria vesca subsp. vesca is the source of this 1304-nucleotide messenger RNA. RefSeq lists its product as uncharacterized. NCBI's taxonomy places the organism in Eukaryota, Viridiplantae, Streptophyta, Magnoliopsida, Rosales, Rosaceae. The record is from RefSeq and is a predicted model, not a curated record. The transcript is spliced from 7 exons. The coding region runs from base 232 to 1041 and encodes 269 amino acids. Gene Ontology annotation, cellular component: cytosol.
AUCAUUACAGCUUGAAUCUUGACAUUAAAACGAUAGAUAAAAGGUGCACCUGUAAAUGAGAGUGCAUAACAUAAACUUAAGAUGAAUCGAUAGAGAGUCCACUAAAUGUUUGUGUAAUCCAAAGUGGGGGAAAACGUGCUCAUCCCAAGAAAUUUGAGGGCAAAGCUGCGUGAUGGUUUCGUCUUCCAUAUUAUUUUAUUCAACCUUCACCAAAUAGCAGCGCAAUCCAAAAUGGCAGAGGCAGCCCAGAACCGAGUGAGUCAGCCAGAGAAAAUAGUUAUAGCCAACAAACAUGGUGAAAAGCUUGUGGGAUUAUUGCAUGAAACCGGUUCUAAAGAGCUUGUGAUCUUGUGCCAUGGUGCUCGAUCCCACAAGGGAGACAAUAUUAUGACUAAACUUGCUCUUGCUUUGGAAAAGGAAGGAAUUAGUGCUUUUCGUUUCGAUUUUGCUGGAAAUGGAGAAAGUGAAGGUACCUUUCAGUUUGGUCACUACUGGAGAGAGGUUGAUGAUUUACGUGCUGUAAUCCAACACUUCUCUAGGACAAACCAUACAGUAAGCGCAAUUAUUGGCCACAGUAAAGGAGGGGAUGAAGUGCUUCUGUAUGCUUCCAAGUAUGGUGAUGUUCGCACAGUUGUCAAUGUUUCUGGGCGUUAUGAUCUGAAUGGAGGCCUUGAGCUACGUUUGGGGAAAAACUUUAUGGAAAGGAUCAAGAAGCAAGAGUAUUUGGAUAUCAAGGAUAAGACAGGAAGUUUUGAUUGUCGUGUGACGGAGGAAAGUUUGCUCGAUCGCAUGAAUACUAAUAUGCAUGAAUCAUGCCUUAAGAUUGCCAAAGAUUGCCGGGUGUUGACAGUCCAUGGAUCUGAAGAUGACGUGAUCCCUGUUGGAGAUGCACUGGAGUUUGCCAAGAUAAUACCUAACCACAAGUUACAAGUUAUACAAGGAGCUGAUCAUUAUUACAGCGAUCACCAAGCCAAGUUAGCAUCAAGUAUUUUGGACUUCCUCAAGGCAGCUAUCCAAGAGGGCAAGAUUACUUCCAACUAGAUACUGUAGGCCAAACAGUAUAUAAGUUUCACAAGGUUAUGGCCUUGCAUUGUUUGUGGAAAAUGUGUUGAUAUCAGACAGUAUGGAGUCGUUUUUUCCCUAAUAUUGUGCUUAAUAACAGGCCAACAGGAUCCUCUUGUUAUCAUGGGGUUUACCAUACAAUUUGAUGAUGACACAUACCUCAUGUGAAGCAAUUGUAAGUUACAUUCUGCAUUUCUGCAGCAUCAAACACCAAAUAUGAUGAAAAACAUGAUUUAAAUUGA